AUAGAAAUGAAUGAAUUCCUCAAAAAUGUCUUAUACUAAAAGACAGGGAGUAUUAUAAUCAACCACCGAAAUAAAUCUAUCAUUAAACAAUGACAAGGGAAAAUGGUGGACAUUUUACAUUGUUUAACAAAAGUUGACUUGAAUAUUAAAUAUUGACCUGUUGCAAAUUAAAAAGGGGUGAUUGUCUUACGAAGAGGACAAGAGAACUUGUUAUUGCCUCCUCUCCCUAUCUCUUUCUCUCUAAAAUUUCCCAACUAUGAGUUGCAAUAAGCUCAUUAGUUUUACUUUUCAGCAACUAAGUAAAAGACGAUUUCAUGGCACUGCCCAAACAAGUUCAAGAUAUUGGAGAGGUCUUGUUGAGAAAGAGUUAAAUAGUGGAAACAUUGAAGAAAAAAAUGAGAGUGUAUGCAUAUACAAGGUUCCACCAAACAUGCUCAAUGUAGAACCAAAAGCCUACAUACCCAAUAACAUCUCAAUAGGUCCUUAUCAUUAUGGAUCACAACACUUGCAAGAGAUGGAAAUUCUCAAAAACAAAUUCUUUCACCGUCUUUUCGAUCCUAAUGGUGCUAAUGGAACCAAAUUAGAAGAGGCAUGUAAGUUUCUUGAGAAAGAAGAAAUCAAUGCUAGAAGUUGUUACAAGGGUGACAUCAAAUUAAGCAGCGAUGAGUUUCUAAAGAUGAUGUUGGUUGAUGGUUCUUUCAUCAUUCAACUCUUGAGGGAUUUAUCAGAUAACAAUUUCAAACAUGUUCCAUCUCUUAGUAGAUGGAUGUUACCAACCAUUCGUCGCGAGUUGAUAAUGCUGGAAAACCAACUUCCUAUGUUUGUUUUAACAAAGUUGUUCGAGUUAACCGAUAAGACGAAUAGUUCUCAACCACAAAUGAGUUUCUACAAUCUCGCCUUCAAAUUCUUCUACCAAUUGCUUCAAUCCGAGUCACGAAAAACCCCUGAAUGUCAAACUGCUUACAAGUUCAAAAUUGAACAUGUUCUUGAUCUUCUCAGAUACAACAUAAGACCGAAACUCAUCGGUGAAGAACCGAGAGGGUCUCAGAGUCAAAUGAUUCAUUCAAUAACAGAACUGAAAGAAGGGGGUGUGAAAAUUAUAGCUUGUGAGGAGAGAGAAUUGUUGGAUAUAAGCUUUGGAAAAAAAUGGGGAAUUAUGAUAAAGGAACUAAGUAUGCCACCGGUUUACAUCGGUGAUCAUAGAGGAACCGUGUUUCGUAACAUGGUUGCAUUUGAGAAAUGUCACAAGAGAUGUAAUCCAGACAUGACAACUUACAUGUUUUUCUUAAACAGGCUCAUAAAUUCAGCUGAAGAUGUUUCUGUUCUUCAUUAUAAAGGGAUUAUUCAUCAUUCUUUAGGGAAUGAUGAACAUGUGGCAGACUUAAUCAACAACAUAGCUAAGGAUAUUGUUCCUGAUAUGAAUGAGUCCUAUUUGUACAAAGUCGUAAAUGAGGCGAAUGAGUAUCUGGGUUGUUGGCGCGCGAGAUUCAGGGCUUCACUAGUUCAUAACUAUUUAACAAGUUGGGCUGUUGGACUUUCAACAGUAGGUGCUCUUUUGGUUCUUUACUUUACAUUCAUACAAGCAAUUUGUGGGUUCGCGGAUGCAUACGCAAAAUUGGAGAAGGCUAAGUUCAGUACAGUGAUAAGAGGUUUGCUUAUUGUUCCAUUUCAGUACCCUCCUCACUCUGCAGUAUUCCAUGAUGACAGUAAAGAACCUGAUCAUGGUUCUAAGUAAUUGAAGAACUUGACCUUGAUCGAACGACUGAGAUAUGUGUGAUUACACACAACCUUAAUUUAUUUUUUUCUUCUUUGUUGUAUUUUCUUUUAUUGUGAUUUGGUUUGUAUUCUUGUUUUAGUUUGCUAUCUCGUCAUUCAUUUAUAUUGAGUUGGAUUUACCCUAAUGAUAUAAGAUGAUAUAA
This is a messenger RNA of Trifolium pratense (red clover), 1919 nucleotides long. RefSeq names its product UPF0481 protein At3g47200-like. The record is from RefSeq and is a predicted model, not a curated record. Bases 257 to 1735 code for a protein of 492 amino acids. The transcript has a single exon. NCBI's taxonomy places the organism in Eukaryota, Viridiplantae, Streptophyta, Magnoliopsida, Fabales, Fabaceae.